Molecule: messenger RNA, 384 nt
Organism: Acaromyces ingoldii
Lineage: Eukaryota; Fungi; Basidiomycota; Exobasidiomycetes; Exobasidiales; Cryptobasidiaceae
Exons: 2
Biological process (GO): regulation of DNA-templated transcription; DNA repair
Molecular function (GO): DNA-binding transcription factor activity; zinc ion binding; methyltransferase activity
Source: RefSeq, a predicted model, not a curated record
UGGCAGGCUGUUUUGAACAGAGACGCAUCUGCUUCAUCCGCUUUUGUCUAUUGUGUUCGAACAACGCGUAUCUACUGUCGCACGACGUGUCCCUCACGAAGGCCUGCGCGACUUCAAGUGACGUUCGAAGACACUUCUGGAGAAGCUGAGAUUCGAGGAUAUCGGCCGUGCAAAAGAUGUAGCCCGGCCUCACGUCGAGACAAAGUGGCUGAUUCGCGAGACGAACUCACCAGACAAAGGCAAAAUUCCAGGUUGGGUUCGAAGAUGACGAUCAAGGCUAUCGCUGCCGAUCUCGGCGUUAGCAUCUGGCGCAUACACCGAAUAUUCAAACAUGAAACAGGAAUGUCACCCGAAGCGUGGCUACGUGAAGUUUCACUGUCGCAG